Staurois parvus is the source of this 269-nucleotide messenger RNA. Lineage: Eukaryota; Metazoa; Chordata; Amphibia; Anura; Ranidae. The record is from the annotation of a GenBank genome assembly.
AUGCAGAGGAUUAACCCCUUAGGUUCCACAGUGAGUAUCACAAGCAUGCUUUACUGCAUAUACAGACUGAUUUUACUGUUGCAGAUUUACCUACCCAUGAGGAGUACCAUGCAGGGGAGGACUGACCAUUUGGAAACUCGGGCACUGCCCGAGGGCCCGGGGUCAGUAGGGGGCCCCAUGAGAUGCCCGGUACCUUUUUCAUAGGCUUUUUUGAGUUUGGGCAAGGACACAGGGGCCCCAUGAUCCCCUAUUGCCUGGGGGCCCCAUGA